AUGCCAGCUACUUUAAUUAUUGGUGGUAAGUCAUCAGUUGUUGCAUACUCUGAAUUGAUUGCUGCUCGUAUUGUCAAUUCUGUUAAGCCAGAUUCAAUUACUAUUGAAUUUGUCGAAGAUAAGAAGGCUGCUGCUGCUUCUUUAAAUGGUGAAACUGAUGAUGUUUUAUCCAAAAUUGUUUCAGCAAAUGCUGAUGUUUUCCCAGAAGGUGUCACUGGCUCCGAAGAAUGGGUCAAAUUAGCUGUUAGUGAAUUAGUUAUCAAAAACUUCCAAAAGUUAGCAACUUCUUUAGAUAAAUUAGAUGCUCACUUGAACUUGAGAACUUUCAUCAACGGUGGUUUGAGUUAUUCUAUUGCUGAUAUCGCUUGUUGGGGUGCUUUAAGAUCCAACGGUAUGGUUGGUUCUAUCAUUAAGAACAAAGUUAAUGUAAAUGUUUCCCGUUGGUACACCUUAUUUGAAUCUAACCCAAUUUUUGGUGAAGCUAAUGAAUUCUUAACUAAGUCGUUACAAGAAUUAAAAAAAGCUUCUUCUGCUGGUAAAAAGAAGGAAACUCACAAGGCCAACUUCGAAAUUGAUUUACCUGAUGCUAAGAUGGGUGAAGUUGUCACUCGUUUCCCACCUGAACCAUCUGGAUACUUGCACAUUGGUCAUGCCAAAGCUGCUAUUUUAAACCAAUACUUUGCAGACGCUUAUAAGGGUAAAUUAAUCAUCAGAUUCGAUGACACUAACCCAUCUAAGGAGAAAGUUGAAUUCCAAGAAUCUAUUUUAGAAGAUUUAGCUUUAUUAGGUAUUAAAGGUGACAGAAUCACUCAUUCCUCGGACUAUUUCCAAGAAAUGUAUGAUUACUGUAUCCAAUUGAUUAAAGAGGGUAAGGCUUACUGUGACGACACUCCAGUUGAUAAAAUGAGAGAAGAGCGUAUGGAUGGUAUUGCUUCUGCUAGAAGAAAUCGUUCAGUUGAAGAAAAUUUAAAGAUCUUCACUGAAGAAAUGCAAAACGGUACUGAAGAGGGUUUACAGAACUGUGUUCGUGCUAAAAUUGACUAUGAGGCUUUAAACAAGACUUUAAGAGAUCCUGUUAUUUACAGAUGUAACUUAAAUCCACAUCAUAGAACUGGUACUGCUUGGAAGAUGUACCCAACUUAUGAUUUCUGUGUUCCAAUUGUUGAUUCCUUAGAAGGUGUCACCCAUGCUUUACGUACCAUUGAAUAUAGAGACCGUAACGCUCAAUACGAAUGGAUGUUGAAUGCUAUGAACUUAAGAAAAGUUCACAUUUGGGAUUUUGCUCGUGUUAACUUUGUUAGAACACUAUUAUCAAAGAGAAAGCUACAAUGGAUGGUUGACAAAGAACUAGUUUCAAACUGGGACGACCCAAGAUUCCCAACUGUCAGAGGUGUCAGAAGAAGAGGUAUGACAAUUGAAGGUUUAAGAAAUUUUGUUAUUUCUCAAGGCCCUUCAAGAAAUGUUAUCAAUCUAGAAUGGAACUUGAUUUGGGCAUUUAACAAGAAGGUUAUUGAUCCAGUAGCUCCAAGACUAACUUGUGUUAUUAAUCCUAUCAAAAUUCACUUGUCCGGUGCUGAUGCUCCAGAAACACCAAGAGUUGAAAUGAAACCAAAGCAUCCUAAGAAUCCAGCCGUUGGAGAAAAGAGGGUUAUUUUCAGUAAGGAUAUUGUUAUUGACAAAGACGAUGCCGAUGUUAUCGAAGAAGGCGAAGAAAUUACUUUAAUGAACUGGGGUAAUGCUAUCAUUGAUAAGAAGAACGCCGAUGGCUCCAUUGAUGCUACUUUACACUUAGAAGGUGACUUCAAGAAGACUAAGCACAAGAUCACUUGGUUAGCUGAAACUGAAGAUGUCACUAAGGUUGACUUAGUUGAUUUCGAUCACUUAAUUACUAAGGAUAAAUUAGAAGAAGAUGAGAGUUUUGAAAAUUUCUUGACCCCAAAUACAGAAUUCCAUACUGAUGCCAUCGCUGAUGUUAAUGUUAAGGAUAUGAAGGUUGGCGAUAUUAUUCAAUUCGAAAGAAAGGGUUACUAUAGAUUAGACGCCUUACCAAAGGAUGGUAAACCAUACAUUUUCUUUACCAUUCCAGAUGGUAAAGCUGUUAACAAAUAUGGUGCUAAGAAAUAA
Tetrapisispora phaffii CBS 4417 is the source of this 2124-nucleotide messenger RNA. RefSeq names its product glutamate--tRNA ligase GUS1 (gene GUS1). Bases 1 to 2124 code for a protein of 707 amino acids. The transcript has a single exon. Gene Ontology annotation, biological process: glutamyl-tRNA aminoacylation; translation. Gene Ontology annotation, molecular function: ATP binding; glutamate-tRNA ligase activity. The record is from RefSeq and is a predicted model, not a curated record. NCBI's taxonomy places the organism in Eukaryota, Fungi, Ascomycota, Saccharomycetes, Saccharomycetales, Saccharomycetaceae. Gene Ontology annotation, cellular component: cytosol; methionyl glutamyl tRNA synthetase complex; cytoplasm.